Molecule: messenger RNA, 6313 nt
Organism: Scylla paramamosain (green mud crab)
Lineage: Eukaryota; Metazoa; Arthropoda; Malacostraca; Decapoda; Portunidae
Exons: 18
Coding region: 512-3586 (1024 amino acids)
Biological process (GO): positive regulation of GTPase activity; G protein-coupled receptor signaling pathway; intracellular signal transduction
Cellular component (GO): cytoplasm; plasma membrane; neuron projection
Molecular function (GO): GTPase activator activity
Source: RefSeq, a predicted model, not a curated record
GUCCUGACAACGCCGCUUGGCUCUCUCCUCUCUCCGCUCUCGCCAGUGUCUCCCGAACGCUUGGGUGGUGGAGUGAGGCUCGGGCCAGCGCUCCUCUGCUAUACGUGUGUGCAGUCUUGAGGCGUUUAGACCAUUGUGUCGUGCCUUCCUGCCUCCCCCAUCCACCCAGGGCGCUUGUUUACUUGUCCGUGCUGUGCGUGUGUGUUGAGUGUGAGCGGUGAGCGUGCCUGGGUGGGGCUGCGACUCCUGUGAUGUGAAGUGAGGGUGAGGGUGAAUCCCACCACCACACACGCAGACUGACGCCGCGGAAGAUGAAGUGUAGUGGUCCGAGGUGCCGCGUCUUUCAGCGUUCCUCACCGUCUCAUGAUGGACACCUUGCCGAAUCUGCCGCCACUCAGUCGUGGAGGUGGUGGUGAGUGCGGGGUGAGGGAGGGAAGAACCUAGAUGGCGAAGGUAGACAGUUGGCGUGUCCGGCUGCCUCCUCCUCUUCCUCCACCGCCCCGCCCUCGCAAUGGAAGCCCGCCAUGCCCCCCAGCAAGCCACCGCAGCGCCAAAACCUCUCGUCUUCGCCAAGAUGGAGGCCCUGGUGAGGGAGAUGCAGGACCCGGAAACAGGGGUGCCCAUCCGAAGCCAGAAGCUCUUCCUCACUUCCAUCCCAUCCGCCUUCAUGGGAUACGACCUCAUCGAGUGGCUGUUGGAGCGUCUGGAGAUAGAAGAUUCAGAUCGUGGUAGAGCAAGUCAGAGAGUCGGGAAGUGUAGGAGCGAAGUAGGUGUGGUGUUGCUACAGCUGCGUCCCUCACACGCCACCACCACGCUGCUGCCUGUCCUUGUCACAGCACGCCUCACCAAAGCAGCCGAGGCCAUCCACCUUGCCAACCUGCUGUGUCAGUACGGCUACUUCUUCCCCGUCGGAGAGUCCCGCUCCCUCAUUGUUAAGGAUGACUCCUCUCUCUACAGGUUCCAGACGCCCUACUACUGGCCCUCCCAGAAUCACAGCGCCGACACCACCGACUACGCCAUCUACCUUACCAAGCGGCUCUCCAGGAACAAACAGAAGCAUGGCCUGGAGGACUAUGAGUUGGACGCGUACAACAAACUCAAAAAGGCGCUCGCCCAUAAGUGGGAUUUCAUCACCAUGCAGGCGGAAGAACAGGUGAAAUUGGCCAAGGAUAGGAAGAAAGGGGAUAAGAUAGUGACUGACUCGCAGGAAAGGGCGUACUGGCGCGUGUAUCGACCCCCUCCAGGCUUUACCAACUGCCUGGAGACUGCACCCGUACCUGACAAGACAAACAUGGCCAACAGGGUCCGCAAGAAAACUCUUGAUGAUCUCAAGAAAGAAAAAAAGUUCUUGGAAUCAGCAGUGGAUCGUACUCGACAGAAGUUAUCACAAGUGGCAGAAUCUCUUCUCUCCUACACUGAGAUCUAUUAUGAGUAUGACCCUCUCUUGAACUAUCCUCAGCCUUCCAACCCUUGGCACUCUGAUGAGGACACUUACUGGGCACUCAACGAUGGCAUAGUGGAAGUGCCCACAGAAAAGCGGGUACGUCGUUGGGGACUAAGCAUGGAGGAGCUGAUCAGUGAUGUCAUGGGUCAGUCAGAGUUUGCAGCAUACUUGAGGAAGGAAUACUGUCAUGAGAAUAUUCGCUUUGUGGAGGCAGUACAGCAGCUGAGAUGGGGACCUACAUCAGAUAUGGAAGAAAAAGUUAAGAAUAUAUAUGAGGAGUUUCUCAAGCCUGGAGCACCAUGUGAGAUAAAUAUAGAUGGGAAAACAAUGGAACUGACCCAGCUUCUUAUGAAGGAACCAAACCGCUUCACCUAUGAUCUUGCCUCUGAGCAUGUGUAUGUGGUGUUGCUGAAGAAAGACUGUUAUCCACGCUUUCUUCGCUCUGAGCAGUACAAGACUCUACUGGCCAAUGCCCUCCAGCCAUCACAGAAGAAGAGGCCAAACUCCAUGCUGGUCCGCCUCAUGGCUCCCUCCAUGAUGCUGGCCUCAGGCACUGAUGGCCGCAGCGGUUUGCAGAUCAGGUUCUUCAGCUUUGGUGGUCCAGGGAAAAAGAAGAUUUCAACUCCAGCAGCACCUAACAAUGUCUCAUCACAAGCACUCCAACCACUCAAGCGCCAUGGCUCAGAUGAUCAGGCCGUAUCACAGGCAGGACUGGGCCCUCAUGGCAGCUCAGUCCUGUCAGCAGACAAUGCUGGUGGUGUACACUUAGGAGGCCCUACUCCCAAAGUGGAUUGUGACCCACCUUACAGGGGUGAUCUUCCCACUGCAAGAUAUGUAGGCCAAUGCAAUACUGUGGGGUUGAGCUAUUGUGCUGAGCGACAAAGUUUAGCACCAGCGGAGGUGAGCCACAGCAACACAGUGUGCCCAUGGGACAAUAACGCUGAGGCAACUGCAGCCAACAUUUGUCCUUGGGAAACAAGUGCUCCUCCUCCAACCUCCACAGCACGAAGUAAUCAGCCAACAAAAUCAGACCAAAGAUUAACAAACCCAAAGAUACGCCCUGAUCGCUCCAAAUCUGUUGAUGUUAGUUCCCUAGGCAAGAGACAAGGGUCAGUGUCUCAGGCACCUAGCCUGGAUCCAGUUCCAUCAGAAAGUUAUCCAGCAGCAUCUGUCUGUCCAUGGGAGAACCAAGAGCUGCCAAAUCGUACAACAGAGAAAUCUAAGUCCAUUGAUGUAGAUGUAUGUCCUUGGGAAACUAAUGAACCUGCAAAAAAGUCAUCAACUAGUUCAGCUCCUGGAGUCAUGGCUGGAGACCAACAGGUCACAUCCACUUCUGGCAUGUCUUUGCCUGGACAGCCAGAACAUUCAGAUAAAACAAAUAUGGCAAUUGUUCUUGCCGUAAAGGAAAAGGGAAGUAAAGAUGUUUCACGUCCACCAUGUGAGAGAAAAAUCUCUAUUCAAGUUUGUCCAUGGGAAGAAGUAGAAGAGGAAGAUUCUCAAACCUCAGAGACCCACAGUUCUAGCUAUAGUGAAAAAGCACAAGGAAAGCAACCAUGUGAUGAGAGUGAGGUCAGAACAGAGCAAGCCACAAAACCCAAAGAAAAAUAUAUGAGCUUAAGCUCAGGUAACAGUGAAAGCCACCCCAAGCCUGAAAGUCUGCCUAUGCAGACCCCUCUUGAAACCCGGCAAGGUGUUGGAAGUGAGGGAACCUCAUCACCCUCAUCUACUUGCUCCUCAUCUAGCUACAGUGAUUCCCGCAAAAUUAAAAUUGACUAUACAGUGAGGUCAGGUCAUUUGCCAGGUCAGUAUGGCCUACCUAUAACCCCAAUCCCAGCAGGUAGUGCUUCCCCAGUGAGCCAGCAGCCUCAGCAUGGGCAUGCUGCCGCCACUGCCACCACCACCCUCAGCAGCGGGAACAUCAGCACCACCAGCAGCAGCAGCAGCACUGCUGGUGGCCACCACGUGCGAGCUGAAUCCCCACGAGGCACAGAUAAGCUCCUCAACCCUGCUGAAGGUGGAAGCAAACCUCCAUCACCCAGAGUGGCAACCAAUGUAGUGGCACCAUGGGAAGAGAAUCCUCCUCAGAAGAUGACUGAUAUCUGUCCAUGGGAAGAUGAUUCACUAACUCCCACUUGGCUCUGAAAGGCUCGUCUGGUGUACCUUAUCUCGCUCGAGAGAAAGCUGUAAAGUUGAUACACCUUUUGUGAAGACAUAUGCAACUCUGGGAUACUUGUAGCAGCAGGAGCACAUCAUAGCUGCUGUAGUGAUGUAGAGGACUCCUGCCAAGUGUACUGGCCAGGCAUAGGGUUGGGCAGGGAUGGAAGCCUUCGUAAGUAACUUCCAAGGAACUGAGAGGCAACUGGGUAUCAAGUCUUUUAUUCAAAGUACGAGAUGGAUUGUGUCGAUAGGUCUGGAUCCAGCGAAGGAACAUGAGGGGACAUAAGUGAGGGAAGGGUGUGUCAGAACUGCGCGCCUGGCCCAUCACACGUUCUCCUGAGGCUGAGUGCCCACAGCUGAGCCCUUGCAAGGCACCGCCAGGGGGACGUGUAUCAGCAACAGGUGACAGAGGAAGUGUAAUGGGUGCAGGGGGUUUAGGGACUGCAGUCCAAUGUGAUGUUGGUACCGAGGAGGAAUAGCAUAAUGCUGCCAAGUUCCUCGUGAGGGGACUGCUAAGUGAGGCGCUUCCGACAAUAUUCCUCCCAGUGUUCACUUGGAAAUAAAAAAAUAUAGAAAUGGGCUCAUGAAAUGUAAGCCAUAUCUUACUGGUCAUUAUCAUGUUCAAAUGUGAAGAUGAGAGAGAGAGAGCGGAAGCGGCUUGCCAACAUGAGAGGAUGGGUCAGGCCCCCACGAAGGUGGUCAUCUGAACUGGCAAGCCUCAUGCCCUCCUCCUCGGUAAUGGUGAUGGGCACAAGACUGGAAAAGACUGGAUUGUUGACUGGUGAUUGUGUGAGUCUUCUGCUGCAAGUCUGGUCGAAUAAACGGAAGUUCAGGAAUUUGAAUUAAUGUCAGUUUAUUGAAGAUGGGAAGGCUGAUGGUCAGCAGCAUUUCAGUACCUUGGGAGCUGGCACAGACAGACAUUUUGGAUGGUUGGCCCAGACCUGCUUGGGCCAGCACAUUGGGCACAGGUCACACUGCACUCACCAAUGGCCUUGGUGCAAAUUAAUUUAUAAUUAAGACAAUUAACAAUGAAAUAAAGGUGCCAAGGAGUGUUACUAACUAAUGGUGAAUCGGGAAAAGAAAGUAUAGAAUUGAAUGAUACGUGCAGGCUCUGCCCAAGCUGUGUGACUUUCACAUGAGUGUUUUGAAAACAAAUCCUCAGUCAGUAAAUGAAUACAUUUUAGAAAAUAAACUAUGAUUAGUAUAGCAUUCUUCAGUAUUAGAUCAAAGUGGCACGAAAGUAAAGCUAGAAAAAUCAACAAUUUAAUGUAAUCUAGAUCACCUUUGUAGACAAGUAAAAAGUUCUGUGUAAGUACAUAUAUUUAUCUCAAGUUGUUUUAUCAUUCUGUUCAUUCCAGUUGUUUUUAAACUAGGGAUGUGAUUGAGAUUUAGAUGACCGAUUGCUUGGUGUGAGAGUGUAAAUAAUUGUUUCAUGUUGUCUCUGAAUGGUAUAAAUGUCUGCACGGCGCUUCUUCAUGUAUGGAUGGGGAACAGAAGCUGACAGGCAUACCUCUCUCUCUCUCUCUCUCUCUCUCUCUCUCUCUCUCUCUCUCUCUCUCUCUCUCUCUCUCUCUCUCUCUCUCUCUCUCUCUCUCUCUCUCUCUCUCUCUCUCUCUCUCUCUCUCUCUCUCUCUCUCUCUCUCUCUAACUUAUUUCUUGAUAUUUUACAAAAUAUAUAGUGGAAAAACCUAAAGAAUUUAAUAUAAACAGCCAGUUCUCGCUGUUUCAGUGAUAACUAUCAUGUUGGCUCACAUCACAUUAUCUAAUUCUUCUUUUGUAACAGACUUAAAUUUGUUUUAUAUUAUGUAUCUCCAUUUAGCUGCUCACCAGUAAUUAAUUUUUUUUAUCAUAUCACCAACUAAAACAUGCAACCAAAUCCAAGGGAUAUUUGUAGCACAUCAUUCAAGAAGCAUCAUAUGCACACAGAGCAUCAUUGACUUUCUCCAAUCCUUCAGGAGAGAAAGUACUCUCAUCUGUGCUAUUUCACAGUAAAAGACAUAGUUGACUCACAUAUUGUUAUAGAUACAUAUGUAUUUUGAUCCAUUUGUGUGUAGCACCAGAAGCAUCACAGUAUGCAUACAUUCAGAGAAGUUUGGCUGUUUCAGGCAGAUAACUCAUUUCCAUAUCAUUUGCAGCCUCUGUUUGCCCAGCCAAAAUAUGAAUGAAAGGUAUGAUAACAUUUAUUUUUACUCUCAUAUAAUGAAGUACUUGAUAUUAAUUAUUCCAUCAGCAAGACUGCAGAUUUCUUUUCUAAUUAUUUCAGCUGCCUAGAUUAGCAUGGAGGUUCUGUUGCCUGUCAUGGCCAGGAUUCACAUUUGCUUUCUUAGCUGUGGUUCUUUCUUUACUCCCCAAAAUAAUUUCUUGAAACAAGCUUCAUUAAUGUAUUUGAUCAGAUUUGUUACUCCAUUCAGCUACAAAGGUUAGCAUAAAAGUUAAUCUGGAUACAAAUUUUAUAAUUAACAUAGUUAUAUCAAUUGUUCAUGUAUGAGUUUUAUAUACAUAUAUUUACCUUCAUCUUGUCCUAUGCCACACAUAUGUAUAAAAUAUGAUAUAAAAUAUAUAUAUUUAUUGACCAAAAUACUUUGUAGUUUAGUAUAUUUUAUGUUGUAUGCAAGAUGUCAGGACAGCAGCCCAUGUAUGAUAGGUUAUGCAAUGAUUGCUCUCUUUGCUUUCCCAUGUGCAACAAGUUUCACCUAUAAAGAAGAGAAGUCA